CAGCUAUCCCAUGAAGUGCUUUGCCAUAUAUUUAAAUACCUCCCCCUGCAGGAUAUAAUGUGUAUGGAAUGCUUGUCACGGAAAUUGAAGGAAGCCGUAACUCUGUACCUGCGUGUAGUCAAAAUGGUUGAUCUUUGUGCUGGACGUUGGUGGGAGUAUAUGCCCACAGGUUUCACUGAUUCCAGUUUCCUGAAACUGCUCAAAAAGAUGCCAGAUAUUGAACAGCUUUAUGGCCUUCAUCCAAGGUAUUUGGAAAGACGCAGAGUGAGAGGCCAUGAAGCUUUUAGCAUUCCUGGUGUAUUAGAAGCCUUGCAGUCCUGUCCCAAUCUCCUGGGUGUGGAGACUUCACAUCUGGAGCUUGUAGAAGCUAUAUGGACAUACAUGCCACAGGUGCAUAUUUUAGGGAAAUUUCGAAAUCGAAAUGGAGCUUUUCCCAUACCACCAGAAAAUAAGCUGAAAAUACCAAUUGCAGCCAAAAUUCAGACCUUGCAUUUAGUAGGAGUAAAUGUGCCUGAAAUACCUUGUAUCCCAAUGCUGCGGCAUUUAUAUUUGAAAUGGGUGCGCUUAACCAAACCUCAGCCUUUUAAGGACUUCCUGUGCAUCAGUCUGCGAACAUUUGUAAUGCGGAAUUGUGCUGGACCCACAAACUCUUUAAAGUAUGUGCCCUUGGUGACUGGUUUGGCUUCUGCUCGGAACUUGGAACAUUUGGAGUUGGUUAGAGUUCCAUUCCUUGGAGGACUUAUCCAGCAUGUGGUGGAGGACAGCUGGCGGUCUGGAGGGUUUCGGAAUUUGCAUACAAUUGUUUUGGGAGCUUGUAAGAAUGCUCUUGAAGUGGACCUUGGCUACCUCAUAAUAACAGCUGCUAGAAGGUUACACGAAGUACGCAUUCAGCCCUCUCUGACCAAAGACGGAGUGUUUUCUGCACUGAAGAUGGCAGAGCUAGAGUUCCCUCAAUUUGAAACUUUACAUCUGGGAUACGUUGAUGAGUUUUUGCUACAAUGUAAGAUGACUAAUGCUGAUCUAAUGAAGUAUGGCCUGGCAGAUGUGGCAGAGAACCCUGGUAUUAUCACUGACAUUGGCAUGAAAGCUGUAAAUGAAGUCUUUUCCUGCAUCAAGUACUUGGUGAUCUAUAACUGCCCUCACCUGCACAAUCCAAAGAACUGGAUCACAGAUCACUCUCGCUGGAACAGGCUGGUUGAUCUUAGCCUGGUUCGCUGCCAUGCCAUAAAGUUGGAAUCCUUCAGUCAGUUUGUGGAGCUGCUCCCCAGCUUGGAGUUUAUCUCACUGGACCAGAUGUUUCGAGAACCUCCUAAGGGCUGUGCCCGCGUGGGCCUUAGUGCAGGCACUGGAAUUGGUGUUUCUUCUGCCUUGGUAAGCAAUCAGAACUCCAACAAUGAGAAUGAAAACAAUAACAAUCAUCAAAACAACAACCUACAGCACAAUAAUAACCAACAGCCACCUCACAUACCACCCCCGCCCCCCCCCCCCCCCCACCCACCCCCCCCACCGCCUCCACCACCGCAAGAGGAAGGAAAUGAAGAACCAGACCUCAGGCCAGAGAACAAUGUGGAAGAACAGCAUAUUGCUGCUGAGGCUCUAAAUGACAUGGAAGAUGUGUCACAAGAUGAAUUAAGACUUCCAGAGCAAGAAAAUGAAGUUCCAAAUGUGGCAGUGAUACCCAUGGAUAUGGAUGAGGAACGAGCAGGACCCAGUGGUUUACAGCCAGCUGUGAAAGCUGCGCCAAUUACAGUCCAUGACUCUGACAGCGAAGAUGAUGAUGACAUUGUUGGUAGUCACGGUGAGUGUGGCACUUCAGUUGACUACCCUCCUGAGAACAACAAAGGUGAACAAUUGGCAGAAUCCCAAGAGGGCACAAUAACUGUAAGUGGGAAAGGCAAAGCACCCUUGCGCAAGAAGUGCAGUGUUACAGCCAAGAGUCCGCCAGAACAGGCCACACCAAGUGAAGAGAGUAGCUGUGAAAAAGGGUGUCAAGUAACUAGUGAACAGAUCAAGGCAGAUAUGAAGGCAGCCAGCGAUCCAACUGAGAGGAACAAAAGCAAAGAUGGUUGUGGUGAUGUGGGCACAGCAGGUGGAGUUAUAAAUGCUUGUGAAUCUGCUCCGCAACAAAUGGACAGCGAUCCCUCUUUGAAUGAAAGUUCUGAUCUUUCGGAAGAAUCUGAUUCUUGUACAUGCAAUAGGACCGGAGAACCCAGUGCUGCCCCAGAGCAAGCACCUAGCGCACGGUGUCCCCAUUGUUCCAGAAAUAUGAACCUGGAGCUGACAAUGCAAAGAGGAAAUAGUGGGGGUAGUGAAGGGCCUCAGCCCUCCACUAGUCGGUCCUUUCCAGGAAAUGGCCCAGAGUACACACUCAGGACUCCACAAAGUGCAACACACAGGACUAAUACAGAAACAGAUUCAAUUGCUUCCUCUGCCUUAUGCCGGGCAGAACAGCAUGGACAGAAUUCUCAGAGGCCUCUCACAAGGGCAAGAUCAAGGCUUUCUCAGGUGUCACUGGUGUCUGAUGGUGAAGCAACACCAAAAAAUAGGAAAGCUGUGAAGAGGAAACGCACUGCAGAUAAGUCUACAAGCACUAGUGAUCCAGUCAUUGAGGAUGACCAUGUACAGGUUUUGAACCUUAAAUCCAAGAAUCUUGUGGGUAUUACACUAACCAACUGUGGCAUUACUGAUUUGGUUCUUAAGGAUUGCCCAAAAAUGAUGUUCAUUCACGCAACACGAUGCCGUGUCUUAAAGCACUUAAAGGUUGAAAAUGCUCCCAUAGUGAAUCGUUUUGACUAUGCACAAUGUAAAAAGCUAAAUAUGGAACAGGUCUUGGACCAGAUUCUUAGAAUGCCUCCUGAGAGAAAUCGAAUAAUCUACUUACGUCCAAUGCAGCAAGUAGAUACAUUGACCUUAGAGAGACAGAUAUUUAGUGGACCAUAUCCUUACCACAUCUGUAUCAUACAUGAGUUUAGCAAUCCUCCUAAUGUAAGAAAUAAAGUCCGUGUGCGGAGCUGGAUGGACACCAUAGCGAACAUCAAUCAAGAGCUCAUUAAAUACGAAUUUUUUCCUGAGGCCACUCGGACAGAAGAUGAAGUUAAGAAAUAUACAAAGUAUCCUUGGGGCCGGGACAUAUACACACUGGAAGGCAUUGUAGAUGGUGCUCCAUACUCCAUGAUCACAGAUUUUCCAUGGCUUCGCUCGCUUAGAACUGCUGAACCGAACAGCUAUGCAAGAUAUGACUUUGAGGAUGAUGAAAAAACUACCAUAUAUGCUCCCCGACGAAAAGGGCAACUUUCAGCUGACAUCUGCAUGGAAACGAUUGGUGAGGAGAUUUCAGAGCUUCGGCAGAUAAAGAAAGGAGUAUUCCAGCGAGUUGUUGCCAUAUUUAUACAUUACUGUGAUGUUAAUGGUGAACCUGUAGAAGAUGACUAUAUAUAG
This is a messenger RNA of Staurois parvus, 3438 nucleotides long. The record is from the annotation of a GenBank genome assembly. NCBI's taxonomy places the organism in Eukaryota, Metazoa, Chordata, Amphibia, Anura, Ranidae.